Messenger RNA from Oenanthe melanoleuca, 2267 nucleotides. RefSeq names its product chromodomain-helicase-DNA-binding protein 3-like. Gene Ontology annotation, molecular function: DNA binding. The coding region runs from base 1 to 2178 and encodes 725 amino acids. Gene Ontology annotation, biological process: chromatin remodeling. NCBI's taxonomy places the organism in Eukaryota, Metazoa, Chordata, Aves, Passeriformes, Muscicapidae. The record is from RefSeq and is a predicted model, not a curated record. The transcript is spliced from 16 exons.
AUGUCCCCGAUGUCACCCGUGCGCAGCCCCCAUUCCCGGGCAGUCCCGGCCGCGCUGGGGACUCCCCGCCGCGGGGACUCCCGGGUGCCACGGGGGGGACCCGGCGGUGUCCGUGACGCCGCUGUCGCCGUCCCCCCGCCCCCGGGUGCCCUUUGGCCCCGCUGGCGCCGGAGCCGCGGCCGGGCUGUGCGGAGCCGCACGGCCCUUCCGGCCCCGCGGCCCCUCGGAUCAAACAUUAACCGGGGCCGGGGCCGGGGGACGCGGCGCGGGGACGGCGGCAGCCCCGCGGCCACCAGGGACCCCCGGGCCACCAGCGACCCCCCCCGGGCCAUGAGCGGCGGGCGAUGGGGGCGGCGGCCCCCCCCCGAGGGCCCCCCCUCGCUCUGCGACCCCCGAGUGAUCGAGCGCUUCAUCCUGGAGGCGCGCGAGGCCGAGCGGGGGGGCGUGGGUGGCAGCGGGUGGCAGCGGGUGGCAGUGGCAGCGGGUGGUGGCAGCGGGUGGCAGCGGGUGGCAGUGGCAGCGGGUGGCAGUGGCAGCGGGCGGCAGCGGGUGGUGGCCCUGAGCGCUGUCCCCAGGGCCUACGUGUCCCUGUUCAUGCGCCACCUGUGCGAGCCGGGCGCCGACGGCUCCGAGACCUUCGCGGACGGCGUCCCCCGGGAGGGGCUGUCCCGGCAGCAGGUGCUGACCCGCAUCGGGGUCAUGUCCCUCGUCAAGAAAAAGGUGCAGGAGUUCGAGCACAUCAACGGGCGCUGGUCCCUGCCCGAGCUGGCCCCCGAGCCCAGCGCCGACUCCAAGCGCUCGUCCCGCGCCUCCUCCCCCGCCAAGACCGGCCCCCCCAGCCCCGAGCAGAGCGGCCCCCCCAGCCCCGAGCCCCCCACGCCCGCCACGCCGGCGCCCAGCGAGCGCGGGGACGGGCCAGGGCCACCCCCAGACAGGGAGGACGGUGACACCCGGGACGAGAAGGAGCCCAAAGGCCCCGAGAAGAUGGACACAGAUCCUGCUGUCCCCGAGGUGCCACCGUCCCCGGGCGAUGGCAGCGAGGCCGAGGGGCCCCGAAAAGGGGACGAGGAGGAGGGGCCCGGCCACAGGGACCCCGAGAGCGAAGGAGCCCCGGCCCGUGAGGAGCGGCCAGGUGCCGAGGCCGAGAGGGGCCCGGGGGGGGACAAAGGGGACGAGAAAACCCCGGAGGAGGAGCCCAAGGAGCGCCCGGGGGACCCCGACCCCAAGAGAGAGGAGCCCAGGGCUGAGAAGGAGCCCCGGCCGGACCCUCGGCCCAACGGGCGCCGGGACGAGCGGACGGAGAAACCGCGGUUCAUGUUCAACAUCGCCGACGGCGGCUUCACCGAGCUGCACACGCUGUGGCAGAACGAGGAGCGCGCCGCCAUCUCCUCGGGGAAGCUCAACGAGAUCUGGCACCGGCGCCACGACUACUGGCUGCUGGCCGGCAUCGUGCUCCACGGCUACGCGCGCUGGACCGACAUCCAGAACGACGGCGCCUUCGGGGUGAUCAACGAGCCCUUCAAGGGCGAGGCCUCCAAGGGGAACUUCCUGGAGAUGAAGAACAAAUUCCUGGCGCGCCGCUUCAAGCUGCUGGAGCAGGCGCUGGUGAUCGAGGAGCAGCUGCGCCGCGCCGCCUACCUGAACAUGACGCAGGACCCCAGCCACCCCGCCAUGGCCCUCAACACGCGCUUCGCCGAGGUCGAGUGCCUGGCCGAGAGCCACCAGCACUUGUCCAAGGAGUCGCUGGCGGGCAACAAGCCGGCCAACGCGGUGCUGCACAAGGUGCUGAACCAGCUGGAGGAGCUGCUGAGCGACAUGAAGGCCGACGUGACGCGGCUGCCGGCGACGCUGUCGCGCAUCCCGCCCAUCGCCGCGCGCCUGCAGAUGUCGGAGCGCAGCAUCCUGAGCCGGCUGGCCAGCAAGGGCACCGAGAGCCACCCCCCGCCCACCUUCCCUCCGGGGCCCUACGCCACCCCCCCGAGCUACGGGGGCGCCUUCGGGACCCCCCCGGCCGGAGCCCUGCCCCCCCCCGGGGGCGCCAACUACAGCCAGAUGCCACCGGGGUCCUUCAUCUCCGCCGCCAACGGCCCCCCGGUGCUGGUGAAGCGGGAGCGCGAGCCCGAGGCGCUGGAGAAGAAGGAGCCGCGGGGGGGGGAGGUGAUCUGCAUCGACGACUGAGGGGGGGCCGGGGGGGGGCCCCUCCCCCCCCCACCGCCACCACCGCACCCCAAAAACGGGGCAGGGGGGGAGGGGCAGCGCCCCCCAGC